Molecule: messenger RNA, 2337 nt
Organism: Microtus ochrogaster (prairie vole)
Lineage: Eukaryota; Metazoa; Chordata; Mammalia; Rodentia; Cricetidae
Gene: Rpn2
Product: ribophorin II
Biological process (GO): protein N-linked glycosylation
Cellular component (GO): membrane; oligosaccharyltransferase complex
Source: RefSeq, a predicted model, not a curated record
CUUGGAGCCACUUUCCAGAGCGGAAGUCUGCCUGCUCGGGCUCUGGUGGGGCCUGCUCGGAGGAAUGGCGCCGCCGGGUUCAAGCGCUGUCUUCCUGUUGGCCCUGACAAUCAUAGCCAGCACCCAGGCUCUGACACCUACCCACUACCUCACCAAGCAUGAUGUGGAGAGACUGAAAGCCUCAUUGGAGCGCCCUUUCACAAAUCUGGAGUCUGCCUUCUACUCCAUCGUGGGACUCAACAGCCUUGGGGCACAAGUGCCAGAUAUCAAGAAAGCAUGUACCUUCAUCAAGUCUAACCUUGACCCCAGCAACGUGGAUUCCCUCUUCUAUGCUGCCCAGUCGAGCCAGGUCCUCUCAGGCUGUGAGAUAUCUGUUUCAAAUGAGACCAGAGAUCUGCUUUUGGCAGCAGUCAGUGAAGACUCCUCUGUUGCCCAGAUCUACCAUGCAGUUGCAGCGCUCAGUGGCUUUGGCCUUCCCUUGGCAUCCCAUGAAGCCCUUGGUGCCCUUACUGCUCGUCUCAGCAAGGAGGAGACUGUGCUGGCAACGGUCCAGGCUCUGCAGACAGCAUCCCACCUAUCACAACAGGCUGACCUGAGGAACAUUGUGGAGGAGAUUGAGGACCUUGUUGCUCGCUUGGAUGAACUAGGGGGCAUGUAUCUCCAGUUUGAGGAAGGACUGGAAACCACAGCGUUGUUUGUUGCUGCCACCUACAAGCUCAUGGAUCAUGUGGGGACUGAACCAUCCAUAAAGGAGGAUCAGGUCAUCCAGCUAAUGAACACCAUCUUCAGCAAGAAGAGCUUUGAGUCUCUCUCAGAAGCCUUCAGCGUGGCCUCUGCUGCUGCUGCAUUGUCCCAGAAUCGCUACCACAUGCCAGUGGUGGUUGUGCCUGAGGGCUCUGCUUCUGAUACUCAGGAACAGGCCAUCCUUCGGUUGCAAGUCAGCAAUGUUUUGUCUCAGCCUCUGACUCAAGCUACGGUUAAGCUGGAGCAUGCUAAGUCAGUGGCUUCCAGAGCUACUACUAUCCUGCCUAAGAUGCCCUUCAUACUUGCAGGGGAUGUUUUUGAGCUAAACUUCAAGAAUGUUAAACUUGCCAGUGGCUACUAUGACUUCUCUGUCAGAGUUGAAGGUGACAGCCGCUACAUUGCGAACACUGCAGAGCUUAGAGUCAAGAUCUCCACUGAGGUUGGCAUCACAAAUGUUGAUCUUUCCACAGUGGAUAAGGAUCAGAGCAUUGCCCCCAAAACUACCCGGGUGAUGUACCCAGCCAAAGCCAAGGGUCCAUUCAUUGCGGACAGCCAUCAGAACUUCGCCCUGUUCUUCCAGUUGGUAGAUGUGAACACUGGUGCAGAGCUCACCCCUCACCAGACAUUUGUUCGACUUCAUAACCAGAAGACUGGCCAAGAAGUAGUGUUUGUUGCUGAGCCGGAUAACAAGAAUGUGUAUAAGUUUGAACUGGACACCUCUGAAAGAAAGAUCGAGUUUGACUCUGCCUCUGGUACCUACACACUCUACUUAAUCAUUGGAGAUGCCACUUUGAAGAACCCGAUUCUCUGGAAUGUGGCUGAUGUGGUCAUCAAGUUCCCUGAUGAAGAAGCUCCCUCCACUGUCCUGUCCCAGAACCUUUUUACUCCAAAGCAGGAAAUUCAGCACCUGUUCCGAGAGCCUGAGAAGAGGCCCCCCACAGUGGUGUCCAAUACGUUCACAGCCCUCAUUCUCUCGCCCUUGCUCCUACUCUUUGCACUGUGGAUCCGGAUUGGUGCCAAUAUCUCCAACUUCACUUUUGCUCCUAGCACAAUUAUCUUUCACCUGGGACACGCUGCGAUGCUGGGGCUCAUGUAUGUCUACUGGACUCAGCUCAACAUGUUCCAGACCCUGAAGUACCUGGCUGUCCUGGGCACUGUGACAUUUCUGGCUGGCAAUCGAAUGCUGGCCCAGCAGGCAGUCAAGAGGAUCGCUGCAGAGCAGAGCAGUAGAUUGGCAAAAUAUAGGACACUACGAACAGCACACUAGUUCCAGAAGGUUGAAGACCUGACCUGAAGUGGUUGUUGAACAAGGAGUGAAGAUGAUUCAUAGUGCAAAGAGAGCAGUGAGGGGAACAAACAGAAAAUGAAAAAGUCUGUUAUUUAAAAAGAGAGAAAGAAGUCGAGCUGUGGCUACACUUUCACUUGUUUUCCACUUUCUGUUUUACAGAGCAGAUGUGUUUGGGCUCAGAUUGUCUGUCCCUUUGUCAUGAUGCCUGGCAAGAUGCUGUGAAUGUCCCAGGCUACCCAGAUGUCACACAGAAAGGUUGAAAUCUGUAAUUCAUCUACUUUGGAAUAAAGAGAAUGGUGAUAGGA